UGCCUCUCCAAGGGGACGCAGCGUCGGGUGUUGGAGCAGCCAGGCGGCCAGUGCGCAUCCCAGGACGCAUCACCAGUGUAGCUGCUGCAGGAGCUCCAACUUUCAGCCGAUCGGGAACUUUGUGGGGGAAACUUACAACAACAGAAAACAUGGGUUGCUUCGAGUGCUGCAUCAAAUGUCUAGGCGGCGUGCCGUACGCGUCGCUGGUGGCCACGAUCCUCUGCUUCUCAGGUGUCGCCUUGUUCUGCGGAUGUGGCCACGUGGCGCUCACUGGCACCGUGACCAUCCUGGAAACCCACUUCUCCCAGGUCACCAGUGAUCACGCCAUGCUGACUGAUGUAGUACAGCUGAUGCAGUACGUCAUCUAUGGCAUCGCUUCCUUUUUCUUCCUGUACGGGAUCAUUCUGCUGGCCGAGGGCUUCUACACAACCAGUGCAGUCAAGGAGCUGCACAGCGAGUUCAAGACCACCAUCUGUGGACGCUGCAUCAGUGGAAUGUUUGUCUUCCUCACAUACAUCCUGGGCGUGGCCUGGCUCGGUGUGUUCGGCUUCUCCGCGGUGCCCGUCUUCCUCUUCUACAACAUGUGGUCCACCUGUGCUGCCAUGAAGUCUUCCAUUGCCAACCUCACCGACAUCGACUCCAUCUGCGUGGAUGUUCGUCAAUAUGGAAUCAUCCCAUGGAAUGCCACGCCAGGCAAGGCCUGCGGAUCUACGCUAGGUGACAUCUGCAACACCAAUGAGUUCUACCUGUCCUAUCACCUGUACAUCGUAGCGUGCGCUGGGGCAGGAGCCACCGUGAUCGCUCUGAUCCACUUCCUCAUGAUUCUCUCCGCAAACUGGGCCUACCUUAAGGACGCCAGUCAAAUGCAUGCCUACCAAGACAUCAAAAUGAAGGAAGAGCGGGAGCUGCAGGACAUCACCUCACGCUCAAAGGAAUGCCUCAAUUCCUACACAUAAGGAUAUUACACGCACACGCCACAUAAACACACACACACACACACACAUUAGACACUGCGGUCAACCACCGUGGCCCUGUUGGACCAAGACAACGCUAAAACCACCUGCCGACUGCCCCUGACACUGUGCAGUACUAACCAGGCUCCUAACACACUAAUGCAUCAGUGUUGCUUUCUGCACUAACUUACCAAGAAGUGUUUUAGAUCUCCUAUGUCAAGUUUCAUUCAUGCUGAUUUUAUAUUUUCUAUUUUUCUAGAGAGAGAAAACAAAUUCUCUGUUGUCAUUUCAUUUUCUCUCACCCUUCUUUUAUAACCAUUUUUUGCUGGUGAAGCUUGAGACAUUGCACUAUUCAUAUACAACACAGUUUGUUUUUUCACAGUCUUGCUCUGUCUUUUCUGAACGGGUGGGGCCAGUUUUCAACAAAGGAAUGUACAACCUUUAUAUUUAAAUUUGUUUUGCUCUUUCUCAAUCAGAAAUGCAGAUAAAUUAUACACGUGAAAGGCCUUACGUCCAAGAUUGUUUUACUUCACAGGUCAAAUAUACAUAAUGUAUCACAUCCUGUCGGAAAAGUGGUUAUUUUAUGUAUUCUCUAAAGUCCAUUAUACUUAAGUACUUAAGUGUAUUAGUCUGGAUCAUUUGAUUGUUGAUUAUCGGUUCUAGAUUCUAAUUUUCGUCAUAGAGCUGCGUAAAACCCGCACAGACCUUUCAUGGCCUACAUUAACACUACCUCAGGUGUGCACUAUAGAGCCUCUGGAACACUUCUCCCUUUGUAAAGCUAUGGUUUCAAAAUCCCACUUCAACUGCAAAGAGACGCCUCGAACACAAGUAUAUAUUUAGGUACCUGUUAAUUAAACCAAGCGCACACACACAUACAGACACACAAAUACACACACACUUCAGGAGCUCCUCAUUGUAACAGCAUCGUGUUGUUUGAUUUGUUUUUACGAGUAAUUUCAUUAGAAUAAAUCACUUGCUAAACGUGGACCUCUGCCAAUAAUGACAUAGAAAGAUAUUUGUUUUAUUUAAUAUCUUAAAUGUUUGGUGAAAAAAGAAAAAUCAAGGUUUGCUGAUGGAAAGAGCUACAGAUAUUGGCUUAUUGUCAAUAACUAACAUCUGUACGAUACCAAGAAUUAAACCUUACUUGGUUUUGAAAACUGAAACAAACAGAAUUAUGUCCCAUGUGUAUUGGUACUUUGAAAAACCUGUUGAUCCAAACAGAUCUUAAGAUAUGAGCUGUAAAUUACGAGCCAGGGUUUUUUCUUAUUUUUACUAAAGACAAAAAAAACAACACUUUUUCUUAAUUUUCUAUAUUUGCAUCUUUUUUUGAUGUGCAAUUGUCAUGAUUCUGACAUAAUUACUCGUGUAAUCUUUUGUCUGCUAGUUGAGUUACAGGAAUAAUGUUUCUUUGUUGCAUGGAGAAAAACCUGUUUCUGCAGCAACACACAUGUGAUGUACAGUCAUUUAUACUGAUGUCAUUAGUAGGCAGUGUUUGCCUGUUAACUUUUUUUUCUUUCUAACCGAUUAAUUAAUCUAUUUUAUGUAGCCGAUUAGUUGUAGAUGUCUUUUUAGCUUCUAGUCAAACUUCUAUAAGUCUUAUAUUGUUUUGUUCCUGUAUUUUCUGUGAAUGUCAAGGGCUUCCCCCGUAAAUUACUGAAGCUUACAUUUUGGAAACAACAAUCGCCACACCGGCCAUUUAUAAAACUUAAUCGAAAUGGUCAAAUCAGCCACAGUGUAAAUGCCAAUGUGACCAUAUAACCACGGGUGUGCAGAGGCCGAUAUGAUGGAUCUACAUGAAGCAGGGGUUCUAUCACAUCUCAUCUUUGUCCGCCAUGAUUCCUGUUGAAUGAACCAAAAGAAAAACUAAAGAAAAAAACGCUACCUAUCAAUCACCAGAAGGAUAAAAAUUCCAGUAUCCUGUCUGACUGGAAAUCCCUUUAUGACAUGACUGUUUUUAUGGAAAUAAAAAAUAAUAAUUCCCCUCUA
This is a messenger RNA of Hippoglossus stenolepis (Pacific halibut), 2939 nucleotides long. It is a transcript of the gene gpm6bb, whose product is annotated as glycoprotein M6Bb. The record is from RefSeq and is a predicted model, not a curated record. Gene Ontology annotation, biological process: axon development; central nervous system myelination. The coding region runs from base 150 to 956 and encodes 268 amino acids. The transcript is spliced from 7 exons. Gene Ontology annotation, molecular function: structural constituent of myelin sheath. Gene Ontology annotation, cellular component: myelin sheath; plasma membrane. NCBI's taxonomy places the organism in Eukaryota, Metazoa, Chordata, Actinopteri, Pleuronectiformes, Pleuronectidae.